AUGCCUCCCGUCCGUCGACCGCUCGAAAACCGCCGCGCUGGCCCGACCGUCGUUACAUCGGACAACGGUGUCCGCAUCAUUCCCAGGAGGGACUGUUCGUUCUGCGCCGAGCACGGUCUCGCCUGCGAGAUGAACCUCGUCACUAUCAGAAACCUGACCAGGGUGUCUUGUGACUCCUGCCGCGCUCAUCAUAAUAUCUGCCCUGCUCAAGGAGCGUUCCGCAAGGCCAAGGCCCCGAAGAUCGGAGAGAUACGGCGCUGCCUGAAGAGGAUCGACCAAGAGCGAGUCGCUGAUUCCGACUUCAACGACGACGAUGAUGUCGUUGAAGUGCUCGACGAUGCCGGCGCCCAGAAGGGCGGCACACGACCGGCGGCCCGCCGCGCUGCCAAGAGGGCGAAGACGGCGAUUUCUUCCGCCUACGCUGAACUCAGCCCUCUCCUGCAAUCAAGCUCCGCAGCCGCUCGAGCUCCGGCAAGCCAGGAGCGUCGAGACGCCCGAUCGUGCUUCACCGAGGUCGAAGUCGUGGUCCCGCGCUCGGGACAGGGCAGCCGCGCGAGGCCCCGUGCAUCCUCCUCCGGCGCUGGAAGGCGCUUCGAGACGCUCCUGGUCGAUGCCACCGAGCUGAUCUCGGACCUGAUCCAGCUGGUCGAGGGCAAAGGCGACGACGAGUACAAGCGCAAGUACAAAAUGUACAAGCACGGGCUCGACGCUAUCGAUGCGCGGCUGCGCGUCGAAGCCGCCCAUCUCGGUGUCGAGCUUCCCACGUCGCAGACGUGA
Molecule: messenger RNA, 777 nt
Organism: Pseudozyma flocculosa PF-1
Lineage: Eukaryota; Fungi; Basidiomycota; Ustilaginomycetes; Ustilaginales; Ustilaginaceae
Exons: 2
Coding region: 1-777 (258 amino acids)
Source: RefSeq, a predicted model, not a curated record